Molecule: messenger RNA, 1974 nt
Organism: Cylindrotheca closterium
Lineage: Eukaryota; Bacillariophyta; Bacillariophyceae; Bacillariales; Bacillariaceae
Source: the annotation of a GenBank genome assembly
AUGAGUGAGUCCACGAACAGCCGCCCUUCACAACCUGAUAUUCCAGAAGGAAAACCAUUGUCUCGACGGAAGAGACAUACCUUUGCUGAGAAGUACAAAAUUCUUCAGUUGCUUGAUGAGGCUGGCGCCAAUGUCACAAGUGUUUCCCAUGUCACAGGUGUGAAAGCAAAGACUAUUUAUGAAUGGAAAGCUAAGAAAGAUCAUAUUCUUGCCCAGAUCGACAAGGAGAAAGCAGCAACAAAAAAGGCAUCAACAAAGGAUACAAUGCCGGCAUUGGAUAAAAUGAUGGUAGCAUGGCUAGACAGGGUUCUAAGCUCAAAAAAUCUUUUGCCGACUCAACAUGCGAUCAGCCUUGCAGCUAAACGGUUCAAGGAGCAGAUUCUCAACAGCAACUCACGUGAAAUUUCUCAAAAUGAGAAGAAUCUAUUGGGACGGUUCAAUGCAAGCACAAGCUGGGUGACAAGAUGGACCAAGAAGCAUGGUCUUGUGAGUAAACAAUUGCAUGGAGAAGCUGGUGCCGUUGAUUUGGCGAAAAUUACGCCCAGGAUUGAAGAGUUGAAAGCAAAAAUUGACAGAUAUAGUGCAGAAAAUGUGUACAAUAUGGACAAGACAGGACUCUUCUAUCGUCUUACUCCCCGCCAAUGCUACGUCAAGGUACAGGCACAGGGAUCAGCUUGGGGUACAAAAGGAAUGACAGCAAAGGACCGAAUCACUUUGUUUGUUGCUACCAAUCUAACAGGGGACAGAAAAGUGCCAUUGAGCGUGAUUGGGAAAUCAGGAACUCCUCGCUGCUUCCGCAACAAAAGUGUUCCUUUGAAGUAUUUCAGCCAGAAGAAAGCAUGGUCGGACAAGCCUACCUUUCGCAGAUGGUUUCUAGAGGUAUUUUUACCUUACAUUCGAGGUGUUACGACUGCAUCUCCUGUCCUCCUGAUCAUGGAUAACUGUGGUCCACAUGGAGAUGACAUCGAGGCUCUUGAUGUCCGUGGUCAAGUCAAGGUAGAGUUUCUUCCACCAAACUGCACAUCUGUGCACCAGCCAAUGGACAUGGGUAUCAUUGCCUGGGUGAAAAGGAAAUAUCAAUACCGUCUCCUUGGGAGAAUGCUCGAUGUCUUGGAUAAUUCUGAACAAUAUGCUGAUGUUGAUGUUGGUCGUUUCCAAGCAGGAACUGCUGGUGUCACCAAGGGAACCAAGGCCCAUGUCUUAGAUGCAAUCAAGAUCUUGAAUGAAGUUUGGAACAAACUUGAUCAGAAGACCAUAGCACGCUGCUGGGACAAGGCUCAAAUUUUGCCUGAUUCCAUGAAGGAGAAUUUCGAUAACAGCAUACAUGCUAAAGGUUUUGACGCUUGGAUGCAGGCUUGUGUUGAUGACAUAGCCAACAGAAUCAAGAACAUGAAAUUGAGUCAUUGCAGUGAUGUUGUCCAAGACAAAGAAAUUAUGGAUGUUAUGAAGGGAUUGAAUGAGAUCCGGAAUGACGGUGAUAUCGGGAAGAAAAUUGCUGAAUGGGAAGAUUUGGAAGCUGAUGAAAACGUUGCAUCAUAUCUUCAGCAGGAGGAGGCAAUAAAUGUGGACAAAGAGAUCACAGUAGAAGCUAUUAUUUGUCCAGCUCACAAUGAUUUGUAUAAUUCAUCCGACGAAGAGGAAGAGGAAGGCUCAAAAUCUCCUUUGGAACAGGUGGAUGCUUCCACCAUAACAUCUGAAUUAGCUUCAUUCGAACACCGGCUUUGUGACCAUCAGUGCUAUGCCACUGCCAAUGCACUACAAGAUGCCAGGGAUGCACUCUUCCGUGAAAUAGCCAAAGCAAAGCAAGUGCAAUAGUGGGGACUCAAUCAGGGUCGUCAAAAGAAGGCCUUGUUCAAGCACUUUCUCACUGCUGAACCGCACAUGACCUAUCAGAGGAUUUCUGAUGCUCAUGGGAACUCAGUUCAGGACUUUGAAGAUUCUGUCGAUGAAUUCAUUUGCGAAUACACUGGUUAA